Ilyonectria robusta is the source of this 1725-nucleotide messenger RNA. RefSeq lists its product as uncharacterized. Gene Ontology annotation, molecular function: peptidyl-prolyl cis-trans isomerase activity; ubiquitin-ubiquitin ligase activity. Gene Ontology annotation, biological process: protein polyubiquitination; protein folding; protein peptidyl-prolyl isomerization. The record is from RefSeq and is a predicted model, not a curated record. Lineage: Eukaryota; Fungi; Ascomycota; Sordariomycetes; Hypocreales; Nectriaceae. The transcript has 3 exons. Bases 1 to 1725 code for a protein of 574 amino acids. Gene Ontology annotation, cellular component: catalytic step 2 spliceosome.
AUGGGAAAGGGAACGGAUAAGCUCUAUAUUACGCACUCUGAGUGGUCGUCCUCCGAUGCGUAUUCCGCCAGCGUCGGCGUCGGCGCUUCCUCUCGCGCCCAGCACGCCGCCUCGUUCCGCCGCUUGCCCUUCAACUUCUGCGCCGCCAGCCUCCAGCCCUUCAAGAACCCCGUGUGCACCCCGGACGGCACCAUCUUCGACGUCGAGGUCAUUGGCGCCUGGCUCGAAAAGCACCCCAACCAGAACCCCGUCGACGGCGAGCCGCUGCAGAAGAAGGAUUUAAUCCGCCUCAACUUUGCGCGGAACUCCGAGUCCGACUCCCUCGGCGCCGGACUGAGCGAUGGAAAGGGCGACCUGAUCGACCCCGUCACGUACAAGGUCUUCACCGACAACACCCACAUCGUCGCCAUCCGCCAUGGCACCUACGCCAACGUCUUCGCCUGGGACACGGUCGAGCGCAUGAACAUCAAGCCCAAGAUGUGGCGCGACCUGGUCGACGACGAAGAGUUUACGCGCGCAGAUAUCAUCACCCUUCAAGACCCCCAGAACGCAGCCAGCCGAAACCUCGAGCAGUUCAAGUACCUCAAGGACGGCCACGAGGCCCAGCUGACCAAGGAGCAGGAGGAGGAGCGCCAAGCGGGGAACAUCAACACGAGUGUCCUGGGGAACAUUGGUGACAAGGUCUUGCGCGCAAAGGCUGCCGUUGAGAAGGCCCGCAAGGCGCGAGAGCUGGGCGGCGAUGUCAACCGCAGCUCGACCGCCCUCGCAAAGCCAGCCACCGCGACUGUGGUCCGGCAGUCCAUGAUCCAAGACAAGAAACUGGCGGCCAACUCGGCCGCAUACACUACGGGCAAGGCCGCGGCUAGUUUCACCAGCACCGGCCUGACGCCGGAGACGAGCGGCGAGAGGGCCCUCCUGACAGAUGAGGAGUUCAUGCUCAAACCCAAGCGGGUCAAGGCCAAGGGCUAUGCCAGGAUGGAGACCAACCUAGGCGACCUAACUAUAGAGCUACAGACCGAGACCGCGCCCAGGGCAGUCUGGAACUUCAUCAAGCUUGCACAGAAGGGGUACUACAAGGGCGUAGCCUUCCACCGAAACAUCCCCAACUUCAUGAUUCAAGGCGGUGAUCCCUCCGGAACUGGUCGAGGUGGCGCAAGUAUAUGGGGCAAGUACUUUGACGAUGAGUUUGAUGGCCCCCUAACGCAUAACGCCCGUGGCACUAUGUCUAUGGCCAACAAGGGCAAGAACACCAACUCGAGCCAGUUCUUCUUCACAUACAAGCCCACUCCCCACCUGGACCGUAAACACACCAUUUUCGGUCGCGUCGCCUCAGGGCUCGAGGUCCUGUCCAAGAUGGAGGAUGUACCCACGGACGGCUCUAAUCGGCCACUUAAUAAGAUCGUCAUCAAAGACGUCGUCGUCUUCGUCGACCCCUUUGAAGAGUUUCAGACCCAACGGAAGGAGCAGGAGAAACACUCUCUAGAGAAGGAGGAGGUCAAGCGACGCGGUGGUACCGAGGAUGACAAGACAACUUGGACCGGCAAGCGGAUACGCAAGGACGGGACUAUUGAGCCCGCCGACUCUAAAGAGAGUGUCGGCAAGUACCUCAAAGCACCGCGGACCACCUCGACAACGAAUGAGGCGGAUCUAGACGACGUUGACACAUGGGAGGAACCAGCACGCAAGAAGUUCAAAGGGGGUUUUGGAAAUUUUGACAAUUGGUAG